AUGAUGCAAAAGAAAGAGAAGUAUAUAUUAUGGCAUGAUUUGGAGAGCAUUGGAAAUGGUAUACAGAUAUCAUGGGUAGUAGCAGGAGACUACAACUGUGUUCUUAAUCCAGAUGAGAGAAUUGGUUCCAUAAUUAGACAUCAAGAAACAGAUAGACUACAGAGGUGUGUACAAAGGUAUGGUCUGCAGGACAUGGCUAGCACUGGUAAUAAGUAUACUUCGAAUAAUAAGCAUUUUAGUGAAAAUCGUGUGUUUUGUAAGCUUGACAGAGCAAUGAUAAACCAGGAGUGGCUAGAGUACUUCCCUACAGCUAUGACUCAUUUCCUCCCUAAAGGGCAAUUUGAUCAUAGUCCUGUUGUGAUUAUGAUAUACCCUAAUCUGGUGAUAAGGAAACACCCCUUCGAGUAUUUUAAGAUGUGGAGUUCAGCACCAAAUUUUACUGAGCUGAACUUGAAGCACACAAAACAAGCUUUGAAGAAGCUAAAUGCAGCAGGGUUUUCUGAGAUUCAGAGUAAGGAUAUAGCAGCUUAUCAUAAAAUGAUCACCUGUCAAGAAGAGUUGCAAAGGAGUCCUCAUGAUGAAGUUUUAAGGAGUGAAGAAUAUCAAGCUUGCAUGAGUUAUAGGCUUAUUCACAAAAGUUAUCUUGCUUUUCUAUCUCAAAAGGCAAAGAUGAGAUGGUGCAAAGAUUGUGAUGAAAACACAGCCUUGUUUCAUGAAUCAAUCAAGGCUAGGAAGCUCCAGAACACAAUAUAUGCUAUAAAUGAUAUGAAUGGAUCGGACAUUGCACAGGAGUUCAAGGAGGCUCUUUUUUCCAUCCCAGGUGACAAGAGUCCAUGGCCUGAUGGAUAUGGGACACACUUCUUUCGAGAUGCAUGGGAUAUACUUGGAGCAGAAGUCACCCAGGCAAUACUGGAUGUUGUACAUAGUGGUAAGCUUCUAACUGAACUGAAUGCCACAAUUUUAACACUCAUUCCUAAGGGUGAUCCCAUAUCACCUCUUCUCUUUGUAAUAUGUAUGGAGAAUUGGUUGAGCUUAUCUGUUGUUCACAAGACCUUUCAAAGGCAGAUUCACUACAUACAAAAGAGUAAAAGAACAGGGGUGCAAAAGAAGUUUAUUGCAGCUGUGUUCAGUGAUCUGGUGUACCAGAUAUGGUGGGUGAGAAAUGAAGCAAUCUGUAACCAAGUAGUCUGGAGGCCUGAGGUAGUAUUUAAGAAGUUGAAAAAUAUUGUACAGCUAAGAAUUAGGCUUGUUCUUCCAAAGAAAAUCAGCACUAGAGAUCAAAUGUGGAUAGAUAGGAAGUUGGAAAAUAUAUAG
Beta vulgaris subsp. vulgaris (sugar beet) is the source of this 1314-nucleotide messenger RNA. RefSeq lists its product as uncharacterized. The transcript has 4 exons. The record is from RefSeq and is a predicted model, not a curated record. Bases 1 to 1314 code for a protein of 437 amino acids. NCBI's taxonomy places the organism in Eukaryota, Viridiplantae, Streptophyta, Magnoliopsida, Caryophyllales, Amaranthaceae.